This is a messenger RNA of Lathyrus sativus (Indian pea), 987 nucleotides long. Lineage: Eukaryota; Viridiplantae; Streptophyta; Magnoliopsida; Fabales; Fabaceae. The record is from the annotation of a GenBank genome assembly.
AUGCAGUACAACAACCUCGGCCGAUCAGGUCUCAAAGUAAGCCAGUUAUCCUACGGAGCAUGGGUAAGCUUCGGAAACCAGCUCGACGUCAAAGAAGCCAAGUCCCUCCUCCAAUGUUGCCGUGACCACGGCGUCAACUUUUUCGACAACGCCGAAAUCUACGCCAACGGCCGAGCCGAGGAGAUCAUGGGACAAUCCAUCCGCGAGCUCGGCUGGAAACGCUCUGACAUAGUCGUUUCGACUAAGAUCUUCUGGGGCGGUCAGGGUCCUAACGACAAGGGACUUUCGCGGAAGCAUAUCGUGGAAGGCACGCGCGCUUCGCUUAAGCGGCUUGAUAUGGAGUAUGUGGAUGUUAUCUACUGUCACCGGCCUGAUGUUAGUACUCCGAUUGAAGAAACGGUUAGGGCUAUGAAUCAUGUUAUUGAUAAUGGAUGGGCGUUUUAUUGGGGGACUAGUGAGUGGUCGUCGCAGCAGAUUACGGAAGCUUGGUCCGUUGCGAAUCGGUUGGAUUUGGUUGGUCCGAUUGUUGAACAGCCUGAGUAUAACCUCUUGAACAGGCAUAAAGUUGAGAAUGAGUAUCUACCACUGUAUUCUACUUAUGGAUUGGGUCUCACUACUUGGAGUCCACUUGGAUCUGGAGUCCUAACUGGGAAGUACAAGAAAGGAGUUAUUCCGGCAGAUAGCCGUUUUGCUUUGGAGAAUUACAAAAAUCUUGCAUCUCGAUCACUGGUUGAUGACGUGCUCAAAAAGGUUGAUGGCUUAAAGCCAAUAGCAGAUGAACUGGGUGUGCCAUUAGCACAACUCUCAAUUGCGUGGUGUGCUGCAAAUCCUAAUGUUUCGUCAGUUAUCUGUGGCGCUACAAAAGAGUCUCAGAUUCAAGAAAACAUGAAGGCUAUUAAUGUCAUUCCACUACUGACUCCUGCUGUGAUGGAGAAGAUUGAGGCUGUUGUUCAAACCAAACCAAAGCGCCCUGAUUCAUAUAGAUGA